This is a messenger RNA of Ambispora gerdemannii, 684 nucleotides long. The record is from the annotation of a GenBank genome assembly. NCBI's taxonomy places the organism in Eukaryota, Fungi, Glomeromycota, Glomeromycetes, Archaeosporales, Ambisporaceae.
AUGAACGAUAUCGAAUAUUUAUCGGAAACUGAAAGAAAGCUUCUGAAUAAAUGUCCUUAUGCUCUAACGCUUACAAUUGAAGAAUUAACAAAGCCUGCCAAAAAAAUUCGCAAUAAUUGUGAUAAACCACCACGACCGCAAAACAGUUGGAUUAUCUUUCGAAAAGAUUUUGAAGCUAAUAUACGUCUACGUAGUCCUGGUGUUAAGCAAAAAGUCAAAAACACAGCAAAUGAAUGCAGCUUAAAGUGGAAAUUGCAAUCAAGUGAAGUCAAGGAUUUUUUCAAAAUUUUAGAGAAAAUAGCUUGUGAAAAUCAUAAAUAUAUAUAUCCCAAUUAUAAAUAUAAGCCAAAAGAUGCAAAAAAUGCAAAUAGCAAAAAAUUUAUUUUUCGAGAACAGAAAAAAUAUGUAUUUCCUUCAUCAGUUAAACCCGACACAAUAAAUUUUAAUUCACUUCAAAAAGCAACACAAAUCGACGGGUCAUCUCAAGAAGUAAACGACGGGCGGCCAUCUUUAACUUUCAAUUCACAAACUAACAGGUCGCCAUCUCUAACUUCUAGUUCACCUAAAGAAGCCAUACAAGUCGAUGGGUCGUCAUUUUUAACUUUCAAUUCACCCCAGGAAGCAACACAAAGCGACGGGACAUUCUCAUCUUUAACUUUCAAUUCACCUCAAGAUAUAACACAA